CAUCAUAGGGUGAAUUCUCUGCGAAUCCAAUGUUUGCAUAUGGUUGUGUUCAUUAGCAUCUUCCUGAAUAUAUGAUACCCAGAACUUCAAUUUCUUUUCUUUUGCAGGAAUGAGAGCCGAUUGUGAAAAUCAGAGAUAAAAGAAGAAAGCUUUUUGUUAAUUUAGAAAUGGAUGAUUAUAGGGAUAGGAUCAGUCGGUUGCCGGAUGAUUUCCUCAUACAGAUAUUGUCAUGGCUACCAACAAAAGAUGUCUUGGGGACGAGUCUUUUGUCAAAACGAUGGCGGUUUCUUUGGACAUUGGUCCCUAGGCUCAGCUAUGAUCUCAGGCUUCACGAUAAUUCAUGCCCAAAGUUCACAAAGUUCGUCGACAGGUCUUUGUUACUACACAAGGCUCCAACUUUGGAGAGUUUGCAUAUCAAGAUUGGUUCGAUGUGUCAAAACGCAGAUGUAGAUACAGGGUUAUGGGUUAGAAUCGCCGUAGACCGAUGCGUGCGUGAGCUAAGUAUCAGUUAUUGUUCCGGUGAAGAGCCUAUAAGAUUGCCUAAGUGCUUGUUUACUUGCAGAACGCUUGUGGUCCUGAAACUCGAGAACACAAGCCUUGUUGAUGCCUCUUCUUAUGGUUGCUUUCCAUCUCUCAAGACUUUGCACCUUUUAGACGUUAAGUACUUAGAUGACCAAUCACUUCCUCAGAUUUUGUCCAGCUGCUCUAGUCUCGAAGAUUUGGUUGUGAAGAGAUGCCCUGGUGACAAUGUUAAAGUCGUCUCUUUUACUGCGUUGUCCUUGAGAACUCUCUCUUUGCAGAAAUCUUCACAAGCUUUUGAAGGAGACGAUGAUGGGUUCUUGAUAGUUGCUCCUAAACUGAAGCGUCUAGACAUUGAAGACUAUUGGGGUGGCUUUUGUUACAUUGAUAACAUGCCUGAUGUGGUAGAGGCAAAUGUCGAUGUUAUUUAUAAAAACACUGAGAAACUUUUGGGUUCUCUCACCAUGGUCAAGCGUCUAACACUAUGUUUGAUCACUUCAGAUGCUGCUUAUCUUUCUGGUACUAUCUUCUCUCAGCUUGUUCAUCUAGAGCUAUGCACAUGUGCGCCACAGUGGUGGGAUCUACUCACCCGACUGAUUGAAGAUUCACCUAAACUACGAGUUCUUAAACUACGACAGAAACAUAUUCGACGUGCCACUAGUCCAAGGGCUAGUUGGAAGCAACCUGUUUCUCUUCCCAAGGGUUUGAUUCAUCUUGAGACCUUAAAGUGGAAAUUAUACGAAGGGUCACAAAAGCAGAAGGAAGUGGCGAGAUUCAUCUUAAAACAUGCUAUUCGAUUGAAGACAGCGAUUAUCUCUCCCAAGCCCUCUAGUACUCUGCCAGAGAAACAUGAGAUGCUCAAGGAGUUGUCAUCUGCGGCGCGUGGUUCCAGUACAUGCGAGCUCUUGUUCGACUGAAUUUGAUUAAUGCUUGGUUUAUAUUAAGUCUCGCAAAACUUUAUAAUGUUCAAUUCAGUUGCGUUUUUAAGUUGCAUGUGCUCUGUUUAACUUUCA
This is a messenger RNA of Eutrema salsugineum, 1532 nucleotides long. RefSeq names its product F-box/FBD/LRR-repeat protein At5g56420. Bases 168 to 1436 code for a protein of 422 amino acids. Gene Ontology annotation, molecular function: protein binding. Lineage: Eukaryota; Viridiplantae; Streptophyta; Magnoliopsida; Brassicales; Brassicaceae. The record is from RefSeq and is a predicted model, not a curated record. The transcript has 3 exons.